Molecule: messenger RNA, 627 nt
Organism: Mesorhabditis spiculigera
Lineage: Eukaryota; Metazoa; Nematoda; Chromadorea; Rhabditida; Rhabditidae
Source: the annotation of a GenBank genome assembly
AUGCAAAUCUGGUUUCAGGACGUAAUUGGUCCCAUGCUGACGUGGCUUCCGGUGGUGCUGUUGCCGUGGUUCGUGGCCGGAUGCUGCAAGAAGAAGCCGGCCGCCACCACCACCUCAACCGCCGCCAACGUGACGCCAUCGGCCGCCCAGCCACCCGUUGCCCCGGUCGGCUCGUCCACCUCGCAGCAGAAGCCACCGGAGGGCGCCGUCCAACCCCAAGCCUCCGAGCCCGAAGUCCCGAAAGCCGCCGAGCCCGCCAACGAGAAGCCGAAAGAGGAGAAGAAAGAGGAAAAGAAGGAGGAGGACAAGAAAUCCGAGAAGAAGGAGGAAGACAAAAAAUCCGAGAAGAAGGACGAAAAGGAGAAGGAGGAGAAGAAAGAGGAAAAGCCAGAAGAACCGGCAGCGCCAAAGGAGGAGAAGAAGGAAUACCCGGAAGUGAAGGAGCCGACGGCGUCGCAGAAGAAGAAGAGGGCCGACGAGAUAGAGAAGGACAAGAAACAGAAAAUCGCCGCCGGCUUCUACCAAGAAAAGAGCGACGACGACGACACGCUGGAGAAGAUCAAGUCGCUAGAUAUGGAGCACACGGAGAAGACGAAAAAAUCGAUGAAGUCCAAGAAGAAGAAAGAA